GUAGCAUUCAAAUUCUUACAUUUUGUCAUUUCAGUUCAGCUUGUAUUUCGAUCGAUAUUAUGUUAGACUCAGAUUAAAAUUGCUGAUUUUUUUUUUUCAUAUCUAUGUUAAAAGACUAACUUCAAUUCAAGUGGAUGCUACCAGAACUCCAAACAGUGGCUGAUACUAUGUCUUUCAGAAUUUCUGCUUCUGACUAUGUUUCGAUUGAAUGGGUUUAAUCAUGCAGUUGAUUUCUGGGUUUUAAGUUCAGGAAACUUAUUGUUGCCAUAAUUAUGCUUUCCUCUCAAUAAUUUGUUGAACUAGUCGUCCAAGAAAUCUUUUCAGAUGAAUUUAGGUGAGCUGGAUUUAGAACUGUGAUGUAACAGUAAAUGAUUGUCCAACUGCACGUUUUUAUAGUGUUGCAGACCUGGAAGCCUUUUAAGGCAGCGUAAGAAUUUGGAGGGCUUCAAUAGUAGCACAGCUCUGGAACGUACGGGAAAAUGGAUCAACGGUUUAUAUUAACAGAUUCAGCCCAAUCACCACUGAUAUGUGGCCUUCCUGAUGACAUUGCUUUUUUGUGCUUGGCAAGGGUUGCUCGGGAAUAUCAUGCACUCCUCAAAUGUGUUUCAAAGAGAUGGAGAGAGCUAGUAUGCAGUGAAGAGUGGUAUUUUUACCGUCGCAAGCAUAAUUUGGAUGAGACUUGGAUUUAUGCUUUGUGUAGAGACCAGGAAGAGCAGCUCCACUGUUAUGUGUUAGACCCCAAUCAGCUGAGAAGGGGUUGGAAGUGCAUCCGAGGCCUUCCACUCCGCAGCUUGAAGAGAAAAGGUAUGGGCUUUGAAGUGUUGGGAAACAAAGCAUACAUUCUGGGUGGCUGUUGUUGGUAUGAAGAUGCUUGUGAUGAAGUCUACUGCUACGAUGCUUCUAUGAACUCUUGGAAUGAAGCUCCUCCUUUAUCAACUGGAAGGUGCUAUUUUGCUUGUGAGGCCUUAGAUGACAAAAUCUAUGCCAUUGGCGGGCAAGGACCAAAAUCAAGUGAUCCAUGUUCUUGGGACACUUAUGAUCCCCACACCAACACUUGGAAAUCUCACGUGGAUCCCAAUGUUGUUCCUGAUAUCGAAGAUUCAAUGGUUUUCGAUGGCAAAAUCUAUAUCCGUUGCGGUUCGUCUGCUGUAUCAUCCCAUGUGUAUGCAGUUGUCUAUAAUCUAUCAAGCGGCACGUGGGAGCAUGCAGACGAUGACAUGGUUUCAGGCUGGCGAGGUCCAGCAGUUGUGGUAGAUAAUACCCUCUACGUGUUGGAUCAGAGUUCUGGAACACGAUUGAUGAUGUGGUGUAAGGGCAAGAGGGAAUGGGUGGCAAUUGGGAGGCUGUCAUCUCUAUUCACAAUGCCACCAUGUCGGCUUGUUUCAAUCGGAAAGAGCAUUUUUGUCAUAGGAAAGGGGCUGAGAACGGUGGUGGUGGAUGUUGGGAAUGCGGGGAAUGCUGGUGGGGUGUUGAUGAGUUCUUCUGUACGACAAUGGAUUUCUCUAGGUGAUGUAAUUAGCUGUAAAACUAUUGCAAUUUGAACCUCUACGAAGAUGAAGUUUUCAAAAUGAUACAUAUUGAACUUAUUGUCAGGGUUUUAUGUUGACGUGCCUUGGUGGUUGGGGUUGAAUUGUACCAAUGCAUCUCCAUACAACUGAUGGUAACACGUUUGUGUUUCUGACAUUAUUGUAUUUGAAGGUAACAGACUCAGGUG
Molecule: messenger RNA, 1714 nt
Organism: Ilex paraguariensis (yerba mate)
Lineage: Eukaryota; Viridiplantae; Streptophyta; Magnoliopsida; Aquifoliales; Aquifoliaceae
Source: the annotation of a GenBank genome assembly